Scomber japonicus (chub mackerel) is the source of this 2818-nucleotide messenger RNA. RefSeq names its product VPS16 core subunit of CORVET and HOPS complexes (gene vps16). The record is from RefSeq and is a predicted model, not a curated record. Gene Ontology annotation, molecular function: actin binding. Gene Ontology annotation, cellular component: cytoplasm; endosome; HOPS complex. Lineage: Eukaryota; Metazoa; Chordata; Actinopteri; Scombriformes; Scombridae. Gene Ontology annotation, biological process: intracellular protein transport; endosomal transport; vacuole fusion, non-autophagic. The transcript is spliced from 24 exons. The coding region runs from base 34 to 2538 and encodes 834 amino acids.
AGCUGACGGAGCUAACGGCAGCUAACAGUCAACAUGGCGUUCAUCACCGCCAGCUGGAACCCGCUGGGAGACGCUUUCUACCGUAAGACAGAGCUGUAUGAGAUGUGUUGGAGUCUGAGGGACGGACUCAGAGACUGUUUGGUGGCUGCAGCUCCAUAUGGAGGACCAAUAGCUCUCCUGAGAGAACCUCUGAGACGUUCUCCGAGUUCUCGUCCUCAGUUGGACAUCUAUUCUGCGUCUGGAGGUUCUAUCGCCAGCUUCCCGUGGAAGAGUGGUGCCGUGGUGCAGCUGGGUUGGACAGUCAGCGACGAGCUUCUGUGUAUCCAGGAAGACGGUUCAGUCCUCAUCUACGACCUGUUUGGAUCCUUUAAGAGACACUUCAGCAUGGGACAGGAGGUGGUCCAGACUCAGGUGUUGGAGGCCAAAGUGUUCCACUCUCCAUAUGGGACAGGGGUUGCCAUAGUAACAGGCUCCUCCCGCUUCACCUUGGCAACCAACAUCGACGACCUGAAGCUCAGGAGGUUACCUGAAGUCCCAGGUCUGCAGGGACCUCCGUCCUGCUGGGCCGUCCUCACCCAGGACAGACAGACCAAAGUCCUGCUGGCUACUGGACCAGACCUCUACAUCCUGGACAGCACAUCCUGCACCGCGGUGAGUCCCCCAGGUCUCGGUCCUCAGGCCGGCAGUAUUGUCCACAUGUGCGUGUCUUUCAGUUAUAAAUACCUGGCUCUCUUCACUGACUCUGGACACCUGUGGACAGGCCCCUCCCACCUGCAGGACAAACUGAGUGAGGUCGACACCAAGGUGAGGAUGUCUCCCAAACAGAUGGUGUGGUGCCGCAGACCAAAGUCCCAGCAGCCGUCUGUGGUGUUGAUGUGGGACAGACUCCUCCUGGUGGCCGGAGUCUGUAGUGACACCAUCCAGUUCCCAUUGGAUGAUCAGUGUGUGUGUGUGGGCGAGCUGGACGGCGUGCGGAUCAUCAGCUCGUCCAAUCAGGAGCUGCUGCAGGAGGUUCCUCUGGUCUGUCAGGACAUCUUUAAAAUCGCCUCCAUGGCGCCCGGAGCCCUGCUGCUGGAGGCCCACCGCGAGUAUGAGAAGUGUAGUCAAAAGGCUGAUGAGUACCUGCGGGAGAUCAAGGAGCAAAGCAUGCUGGGAGAAGCAGUGAGACAGUGUGUGGAGGCAGCAGGACACGAGUACGACUCCAAUACCCAGAAGUCCCUGCUGAGGGCGGCGUCCUUUGGGAAAUGUUUCCUCACAGAUUUCAGUGCCGAGUCGUUCGUGUCGACGUGCCGAGAGCUGCGAGUGCUGAACGCCGUCAGAGACGCUGCGGUCGCUCUGCCGCUCACACACACUCAAUUCAAACAGAUGACUCUGCAGGUGCUGAUCGACAGGUUGGUGUAUCGGCAGUUUUAUCCGCUAGCGAUAGAAAUCUGUCGUUAUCUGAAGAUUCCAGAUUAUCAAGGAGUCAGCCGAGUCCUCAAACACUGGGCUUCCUGCAAGGUGCAGCAGAAGGACCUAUCAGAUGAGGCUAUAUCCAGAGCGGUGUGUGUGAAGGUAGGAGACUCAGCUGGAGUGUCGUACUCUGACAUCGCUGCUAAAGCCUUCGAGUGUGGACGCACCGAGCUCGCCAUCAAGCUGCUGGACUACGAGGCUCGCUCAGGUGAGCAGGUCCCUCUGCUGCUGAAGAUGAAGAGGAGUCAGCUGGCUCUGAGUAAAGCUGUGGAGAGUGGAGACACUGACCUGGUGUACACGGUGGUGAGCUACCUGAAGAACGAGAUGAACAGAGGUGAUUUCUUUAUGACUCUGAGGAACCAGCCGGUCGCUCUCAGCCUCUACAGACAGUUCUGUAAGCUGCAGGAACAGGAAACGCUGAAGGAUCUUUAUAACCAGGAUGACGACCACCAGGAGCUCGCUAAUUACUACGUUACUGCCAGUUACAGAGAAAAGCGGUUGGAGAGUCGGCUGUCCCUUCUGCAGACGGCUGUGGACGAAUUCAAUAAGGCCAAGAACGAGUUCGCUGCCAAGGCCACCGAAGAAGAGAUGAAACUGCUGCGAUUCCAGAGAAAACUGGAUGAUGAGAAAGGGGCGGGGCUACUGGGACUGUCUCUACAGGCAACCAUGGAGGCUCUGCUGGCAUUAGGACUUCAAAAACAGGCGGAGCAGCUUUACAGAGACUUCAGAGUCCCUGAUAAGAGGUACUGGUGGCUCAAACUGAAGUCUUUGGCAGAGAAGGAGGAGUGGGAGGAGUUAGAAAAGUUCUCUAAGAGUAAGAAGUCUCCUAUUGGCUACCUGGCCUUCGUGGAAGUCUGCAUGAAGAGUAACAACAAGUAUGAAGCCAAGAAGUACGUUACCAAGGUGACGCCUGAGCAGAGGGUCAAAGCUCACCUGGCCAUCAGUGACCUGGAGGGGGCAGCAGAGGCAGCGAUGGAGCGGAGGAGUGAAUCAGAGAUGGGGGCGGUCCUCUCCAGAUGCUCCGACUCUGACCGGCUGUUGAUCGACAGGCUGAACCGAGCCAAAGCCUCCGCUGCCAAAAAGUGAUCGCCCGGUUACCAUAGCAACCAGUUUGAUCACCCCGUUACCAUAGCAACCAGUUUGUUCUUUAUUUAUUGAUGUGUGCUAAUAAAUCAUUGAUUAUUAAUCAUCAGUCCAGACCAAUCAGAAGAGGCCUUGCAGGUGACCUCGAUAUGACCUCACCUGUCUUUUAUUAACUGAUCCCAGACCUGUAUUAUUAACUCUGCACUAAAUGAACUUUAUUAAUUAUUAAAUGUUUUGUGUGUGAAGGGUUAACCCUAACCCUCCAUAAUAAAUACAUGAAUGU